AUUUUAACGCCAGUGACGAGAACGUGCUUGUGUAUUGAGAUAUACAUGAGCGUGAUGAACGUCUCAGUUUGUUUCAGUAGCAGGGAUACAUUAUUGCUGACACAUCACGGAGGCUCGUGUUCGCUGUAGAUCGCUCCUCCACGAAGCGACACAUGAGAAGAUGGAAAAUUUAGAACUGAGUCUGUCAUCAUUGGGCAUUAUAGCGAGACAUGUUGACAAAAGUCACAGCGAGCUGAGCAAGUUCCUAGCAAAGCAGAUAUGGGGUAAGCAGGACAGGCAGUGUAUUCUGGAUUGUUUGGCUCAGCUGCUACUGGAGAAGGAUUAUACUCUACUGAUUGCACGGCAUCUGCGUCCUGUGAUUCUGGACUUGUUGGAGCGCAAUGCUGAGAGGGUGAAAGCUGGAGGCAGGAUCAAUCACGACCUUCACGAGCGCCUGUGUGUGGCCCUCAGCAAGCUUCUCAGCAUCAGUCCAGACGCACAGGCGUUUGGUGCAAGGUACUUUAACAAUGCCCCGCCAGUGUUUCAGAGGCUCUUCUUCACCAGUGAAGAGUCAUCAGCCGUGCAGUAUGGCCCCAGAAGGAUGAAGCUGCGUGACCUCAUGGGUGCCACCCUACGUUUCCUCCAGAGUGAUUGUGCCAAGUUCCGAAUGCUCUGGGACUGGAGCCCCUGCAUGUCACAUCUGCUCACCAGUGAUGUCAUGGUGCGAUGGUACACCGCCCACUGUUUAGCACUGGUCUCUCAUAUGACUGAUAAUCAGAAAACGAUCUUCCUGAGGAAGGUGCUGACAAGUGAUGAGAUCCUACAUAUGAAAAUUAAGGAUCUGGAAGAAACUCAGCAGCUGGAGGUAGAGAAAGCCCUGGUUUUAGCCAAUCAGUGCUCUGUGACGUGGUGCCAAGAAAAGGCCAACAAGUUUACCAGAGGCCAGGUGGUAUCAGAGGACUUGUCGCAGAAUGUAGUGGCAGUCUGUGGUGUUGUGCUACCCAGGAUAGUUCCUAGGCAGCCUGAACAGAUUGAUCGAAAGGAUCUGGUGCUGGUCGAUUCAACCUGCCGCAGUCUGAGAAGACUGGCUCUGGCUGUGGCAUCCCAGAAACCCAUACUGCUCGAGGGCCCUAUUGGAUGUGGUAAAACGGCCUUGGUAGAGUUUAUGGCUGCUGUCACCGGACGUGCCAAUGCUACAGAGAUCCUCAAGGUGCAGCUUGGGGACCAAACUGACAGCAAGGUGCUCCUGGGAAUGUACCGUUGUACUGACAUACCAGGGAAGUUUACGUGGCAGCCUGGAACUCUGACACAAGCUGUCUCUUCAGGCCAGUGGAUCCUCUUGGAGGACAUUGACCAUGCUCCUCUGGAUGUGGUAUCUCUGCUCCUGCCUUUGAUGGAGAAUAAAAAGCUGGUGAUUCCAGGACGAGAGGAUUGCAUUGAUGUUGCUCCUGGAUUUCAGUUCUUUGCAACCAGAAGGAUGUAUUACAGUGGCGGGAGCUGGCACAAACCACCGAACUCCCAUGCAACACUGUUGGACAAGUACUGGAGCAAGCUGCAAAUGAGCAACAUGACACGAGAAGAGCUGAAAAAGGUGCUUGUCAGUAGGUACCCAAAGCUGUCUGCGGUGUCAGACCGUCUCCUGGAUAUCUUCUGCCAGCUGACUGGGGAGCAGGACACAAGCAGCCUCCAAAUCCCUGACGACAGCGAGCAGCACAGAUCUGAGGACAAAAGCACACCGUUGGGGGGGAGAUCUCUUUCACUGAGGGACCUACUGAAGUGGUGUGAGCGCAUCAGCAUCAACUUUGACUGCACCUCAUCCGCUACAGCACAACAUGUCUUCCUUGAGGCUCUUGACUGCUUCACAGCCGUGCUGUCUAGUCCCGAAAGUCGGCUACGAAUGGCUGAGAUCAUUGGGAGCAAACUUAACAUCUCCAGAGAGAAGGCUCAGCACUUCUGCCACAUUUAUCAGCCUGGCAUCGUGCUAACGGAGCUGGAGGCUUCAGUGGGCAGAGUGACUCUGAGUCGGAAGCAGACUGAAGCAGUUCAGCUGAGUGUGUAUAACCAGACAUUUGCUGCCACACGACCGUCUGCCGUGCUGCUGGAACAGCUGGCAGUGUGUGUGGCCAAAGGAGAGCCAGUUCUUCUGGUGGGAGAGACUGGAACUGGGAAGACCUCUACUGUACAACACCUAGCUAGAAUCACAGGACACAAGCUGCGGGUUGUGAACAUGAACCAGCAGAGUGACACUGCAGACCUGCUUGGAGGGUACAAACCAGUGGACAUCAAGCAGAUCCUGCUCCCUCUCUGUGAGGCCUUUGAGGACCUGUUCUCCCAGACGUAUUCAAGAAAGCAGAACCUGACCUUCCUGGGUCAUGUGCAGACCUGCUUUAGAGGGAAGCGUUGGCAGGAUCUGCUUAAGCUCAUGGACCACGUCUGCAAGUCGGCUCUCACUAAGGAGCUGCAAGAGAAAUCAAAUGCUGCCUUGCUCCAGGAGCAGUGGGAGGCACUGGCUUCAAAACUGAAUCAGACACAGCACCAGAUUCGAGCCUGUGAAACAUCCAUGGUCUUCGCCUUUGUGGAGGGAACAUUAGCUCAAGCAGUGAAGAAGGGCCACUGGAUCCUGUUGGAUGAGAUCAACCUGGCAGCAGCAGAGACCCUUGAGUGUCUGAGUGGACUGCUUGAGGGCAGCACCAGAUCUCUAGUACUGCUGGAUCGUGGCGACACAGAGCCCCUGGUACGCCACCCAGACUUUCACCUUUUUGCCUGCAUGAACCCAGCUACUGAUGUUGGGAAGAGGAACCUGCCUCUGGGCCUUAGAAACAGGUUUACUGAGCUGUAUGUGGAAGAGCUGGAGAAUGAAGGUGACCUGAGGAUCCUGAUUUCUGAUUACCUCAAGUGUUUAAAUCCACACCGAAGUGUCAUCAGUGGCAUUAUAAGUUUUUACCUGGCAGUACGAAAGGAAGCCAGUUCACACCUGGUGGAUGGGAGAGGCCACAGACCCCACUACAGUCUGCGGACUCUGUGCAGGGCCCUGAAGUAUGUGGCAGCCAACCCCUGCAGCAAUGUGCAGCGCUCACUUUAUGAGGGAUUCUGCUUGAGCUUCCUUACUCAGCUGGAUAGAAGCUCCCACCCUGUGGUCCAGAAACUGGUGUGUCAGCACAUCCUGAUGGGCAACACCAAGUGUCUCAAACAAUCCAUCCCAGCACCCUCAGGCCGACCCUGUGUGGAAAUAGAAGGCUACUGGGUUUUCCAGGGGGAGAUGGAACCAGCUCUGGACCCCAGCUAUAUCCUCACUCCCUCAGUCAAGCUGAACCUGCGUGACCUUGCCAGAGUGGUAUCUGCAGGGACUCACCCAGUGCUGAUCCAGGGAGAGACGUCUGUGGGAAAGACCAGUCUGAUUAGGUGGCUGGCUGCAGCCACUGGGAACCAGUGUGUGAGAAUCAACAACCAUGAGCACACUGACAUCCAGGAGUACAUUGGCUGUUACUCAUCAGACGACAGGGGCAAGCUGGUAUUUAAAGAGGGCGUCCUGAUUGACGCUAUGAGAAAAGGCUACUGGAUCAUCCUGGAUGAGCUGAACCUGGCCCCUACUGAUGUUCUGGAGGCUCUCAACAGAUUGCUGGAUGACAACAGGGAGCUCUUUGUGGCCGAGACUCAGGAAGUCAUCGAGGCUCAUCCCAGGUUCAUGCUGUUUGCUACACAGAAUCCUCCUGGUCUCUACGGAGGUAGAAAGGUUCUCUCCAGGGCUUUUAGGAACCGCUUUGUGGAGCUGCACUUUGAUGAACUUCCCAAUGGAGAGCUGGAGAUCAUCCUCCAUCAGAGGUGCAGCCUUCCCCCGUCUUACUGCAUCAAACUAGUCAAAGUCAUGCAAGACCUUCAGUCCUUGCGCAGAGGAUCUUCGGUGUUUGCCGGUAAACAUGGCUUCAUCACCCUUAGAGAUCUGUUCCGUUGGGCAGACCGUUAUAGGCUGGAAGAGCAGACAGAGGCCUCUCGGGACUGGCUUCAGCACUUGGCAGAUGACGGGUACAUGCUGCUGGCAGGACGUGUAAGGAAGCCUGAGGAAGAGACCAUCAUCCUGUCCAUCCUGGAAAAGCACUUCAAGAGGACGGUGAAACCAGAAAAUCUGUUCUCUCAGAAGCAGGUUGUCAGCCAGUUCAGUCCCUUCAUCGACAGCAUUGCUGGAGUACCAGAGGAGUUUCGCCAUGUGGUGUGGACACAGAGUAUGAGGAGACUGGCUGUGUUGCUAGGUCGGGCGCUGCGAUUUGGCGAGUCUGUGCUGCUCAUAGGAAACACAGGAUGUGGAAAGACCACCAUCUGUCAGCUGUUUGCUGCUUUGGCUGGACAGAAGUUCUUCUCAGUCAAUUGUCACCUCCACAUGGAGACAUCUGACUUCCUGGGAGGCUUGCGUCCUGUCAGACACACACAUCAGUCUGACGGGGGGGACAGCAGACUGUUUGAGUGGCAUGAUGGACCCUUAGUGCUGGCUAUGAAGGAGGGAGGUGUGUUUCUCAUGGAUGAGAUCUCCCUGGCAGACGAUUCUGUCCUGGAGAGGCUCAACAGUGUUCUGGAAACAGAAAAGUCCCUUGUGCUGGCAGAAAAGGGUAGCGGAGACCACGGCGACGUGGAGCUGAUAAGAGCAGCUGCAGGUUUCCGCCUGGUUGCCACAAUGAACCCUGGAGGAGACUUUGGCAAGAAAGAGCUCUCUCCAGCUUUAAGAAACCGGUUCACAGAGAUCUGGUGCCCUCAGAGUAACAACCGCAGUGACCUGAUUAAGAUCAUCCAACACAACCUACGCUCAGGCCUCUCACUUGAUGCUCCACUUAUCACAUUGUUUCCAGCAGCACCACACAGCUGUUUUUACAAAGAAAGCUCCGGUGGGGAUGUUGCAGAGCUGAUGCUGGACUUCAUCGAGUGGCUCACACAGCAGGAAUUUGGUCGUCGUUGCAUCCUGAGUGUUCGAGACAUACUUUCAUGGGUCAACUUCCUUAAUGCUGUGUGCGAGCGGGAUGAGGACGGCUUUAUGACAAUGGGAACAACGGAAGAUGAAGAAAGUGCUGAGUGGGACCUGCGUCUGGACACUGUUACUGCCUUCAUCCAUGCUGCCUGUCUUGUCUACAUAGAUGGCAUCGGCUCAGGGACCACAGCGUUCUGUGCAGACAGUGCACACUCUGCUCGUCGGCUGUGCCUGGGCUUCCUGCAGCAGAGACUGAGCAAGCUGACCAAGCUGGAUCAGGAUGUAAUGGAUGCCCUGAGAGUGUAUGACAGCAGCCUGCCACGGGAGCCUCAGUGGGGCGAAGACUUCUUUGGCAUUGACCCCUUCUACAUCGCAUUAGGGCCUCACACCGAGAGCCGUCACCUGUCAAACUACACCAUUGCAGCGGGCACUACUGCAGUGAAUGCUCAGAGGAUUCUGCGGGCACUGAAGCUGCAGAGGCCUGUGCUGCUGGAGGGCUCACCUGGUGUGGGAAAGACCAGCCUGGUGGCCGCGCUAGCAAAAGCUUCUGGAAAUCAUCUGGUUAGAAUCAACCUGUCAGAGCAAACGGAUGUCACUGAUUUGUUUGGAACAGAUCUCCCAGUGGAGGGUGGGAAGGGAGGAGAGUUUGCGUGGCGCGAUGGUCCCCUUCUGGCGGCUUUGAAGGCAGGCCACUGGGUGGUACUGGAUGAGCUGAACCUGGCCUCUCAGUCAGUGCUGGAAGGCCUAAAUGCCUGCUUUGAUCACCGAGCAGAGAUCUACAUUCCAGAGCUGGGCAUGAGCUUCCACGUCCAGCAUGAGAAGACAAAGAUCUUUGGAUGCCAGAACCCUUUCACUCAAGGUGGUGGGCGUAAGGGCCUGCCCAAAUCCUUCCUGAACAGAUUCACCCAGGUUUUUGUGGACCAGCUCACCAGCAAGGACAUGGAGUUCAUAGGAGACUUGAUUUUCCCCAGUAUUGAUAAGGAAAUUGUAAUCAAAAUGGUGGCGUUCAGUAACAGGCUUGUCCAAGAGGUGUGUAUGGAGAGAUGUUGGGGUCAGAAAGGAAGCCCCUGGGAGUUCAACCUACGUGACAUGUUCCGUUGGUGUCAGCUGAUGCAGGCUGACCAAGCACCAGGAUUUUUCAACCCAGGCCAGCAUGUAGCGUUGGUGUAUGCUGACAGAAUGAGAACAGAGUCCGACAAAGCUCAGGUGCUGUCUGUGUUCAGGAAGGUGUUUGGGGGGGACUUUGAGCCUUACUGCGGCUCCAGAGAGUUUCACAUCACUCCGCUCAACCUACAGGUGGGCUACUCUGUGCUGCAUCGCAGUGGCGGAGCCAGUGUGGCCCUGGACACACCACUGUCCAUUACACAUCAGUGCUUGCGGCCUCUGGAGUCCAUGAUGAAGUGUGUGGAGAUGGGCUGGAUGACCAUACUGGUUGGCCCCACUGCGAGUGGAAAGACCAGCCUGGUGAGACUGCUUGCUUUACUGACGGGACACCGCCUCAAAGUCAUGGCCAUGAACAGCGCCAUGGACACCACAGAGCUACUGGGAGGCUUCGAGCAGGUGGAUAUCAUACGCCCAUGGCAGCAAGUUCUAGAGAGUGUAGAUUAUAUAGUCGCCAUGGUAAUAAGGCGUGGAUUGAUGUCACUGGAUGUUGGCAUCCAGGACACAGAGUUCUUGCUGCAGACAUGGGGCCUGUUUUGCCAAUGGCUGAAGGAGGAGGGACUGCAAAGAACUGGAGGAACAGUCACCUCUGAGGCACUAAACAAGCUGGAGGUUAUCAUCCUCCUCCUGCAGAAACUCAACACCAAGCUCAAAGUGUUCACUGACAUGUCCAAGCUUCAGAUGGACUUUACGCUGCUGAAGGAGCGUCUGGCUCAGCUGGAGGAUGGCUGGACAAAUGGAGGUUUUGAGUGGUUGGAUGGUAUGCUGGUCCAGGCCCUUCAGUCUGGUGACUGGUUGCUUAUGGAUAACGUCAACUUCUGCAACGCCUCAGUCCUGGAUCGUCUCAAUGCUCUGCUGGAGCCUGGUGGAUCACUCAUCAUUAACGAACGUGGUGUCAUAGAUGGGAACACCCCCAAAAUCACUCCACAUCCUAACUUCAGGUUGUUCCUGACCAUGGAUCCUGUGCAUGGGGAACUCUCCAGAGCCAUGAGGAACAGAGGGGUGGAGAUUUACAUUCCAGGUGAACAUGAAGGUGUCUGCUGGGACAUGCUGGACCUAAAGACUUUGCUUCACACCGCUGGGGUGACUGGAGACUGUGUUUGUGAUCUUCUGAUUGAAAUACAUAAGGGAAUUAAAUCUGCUAUCUGGGAUUCUCCAGCCUCAUCAGUGGCCUCUCUCCUCCAUGCUGCCACCCUGCUGUCCUGCCAGUUGCAGAGAGGUGUGGAUUUGCCCAGCGCCCUGCAGCACGCCUGUGGAGAGGCCUAUGUUUUCUGCCAGCGCACCUCUGCCAACCAGAAGGAAGCUCAGCAGGUGAUUGAGCAGCGCUUGAGCAUCCUGGACACAGAGGAAUGGGGCAGUGGGUUGCUGUGUGCUGGAGUCUGGCCUGACAGCUUCCCCUCCGCCCUCCUCUCUACUGAGGAUUCCUGCUUCUCCACCGUCCUCAGAGAUGGGCAGGUCCUCUUAUUUUGUCUGAACACUCUCAGCCUCCAAAGCAAACGGAGCCAGCCUCUAAGUCUGAGUGACCUUCAGAGGGCACUGCAGAGCAGUGGUGUCCAUGAAAGCCUGGUGUUCUCUGGAGGAGUGGGGGAUCUGGAGGAUGGACAUGCCCUGAAGCUGAUCUCCACAGCAGUGAGACUGCUCACAGAGAGAGCCUGUCAUGGAGACUGGGUCAUGCGCAGCAGCUGGCUGUCACACUUGGGAAAGAGCUACAAAUAUGCUCCUGAUGCAGCACUGGUCCAGGUGGAAGCAGGAAACAGGGCUCUAAAGGCUGUGUUUGCUAGCAAACUUGCUACCAAAGGCAAGUCACUAGCAGAGUUGCUCCAGCCCCACAGCAUAGAUGAAUAUAGGAUUCUGGUGGAUAUGCGCUGGAAUAAACAAUACCUGGACAUUUUAGCCAACAAGUGCAACUUUGAGGAUGAGGAAAGAUACGUGGAGUUCCUGGAGGCACUAAAUGCAGUCGCCAACAGGAUUGUUCUGAUGAUGCACAGAGAGGAGAGGUCUGUUAUAUGCACUUGUGCCAUCAACCCUUCAGCUCCAAACUCUGUCCUGCGAAUAGCCACAGCCUUUAGUAAAGGGACUGUGGAUAUCGGUCACCUGCCCCACCCUGUGCUGAUGCACCUGCAAACCUUCUUUGAGCUGUGGGACUCCUUCACCCUGCAGGCAAUCCAGAGUGGACAACCCUACAUUUCAGACCACAUCAUGUUUGAGAUCCUGCAGCUGCUACAGUGGCUCGACCGUUUCUGGGAUGCAUGCAGCACACUGCUGCCCGACUCUCAGGGCAUCUCUGUGCUGUCUCUGCACUGGCAGUGGGUGCAGAAACACCUCAUCCUCCGACUGCCACAGCUUCUGCUGGGAGAUGUCUAUGCCACAUUUGAGGGUCAUCAGGAGCUGCAGGCGGUCUCAGCAGCCAUCCAGACUGUUCUGUCCACCCCAGUGUCUGCGGCUACGGCUCUGAAAGGCAUUCAGAAAACCCUGGGGAAAACUCUUCCUUUUAAGUUGGAGUCAGUGGCUGAAUGUGCAUCUCGGCUCCGGCUCCUCAGUAAAGCCCUGGAUGUGAGCGAUUUGAGACUAGACAGCAGCACGAUUCUUAGGAGGCAAGAGCUGGUCCGACUCCAGGGUGCUGGACUAGGGCUGGACAUCAAAGAGAGUCUCCUAGAAGCCUGGGGCCUUGUUCUGCUCGCAAACAACCAGUUGGACCCACAAAACUCUGGGGUGCUGGAGAGGUUGGUUUCAAGUGUGGAGCAGCAGCAGUGUUGCAUGACCUCCAGAGGCCUCUUGGAUGUCUCUUCCAUGUCAGAGGGGGAGGAGCCCACAGAUGGAGUCCCCCUUGCCAGAGAGGAGCUGCAGCAGCUUAGACACAGGGCCCAGCUCUGGCCCCUGAUGGAGAAACUGGCUGUCCUAAACCAGCUACGACUUAGCACAGACCUACUGCACCUGGCUCUUUCUCCUGGUGACCAGGAGGCUGAGGACUGCUUACGUCGGGAUCUCUCCAGACAUCUUCGUUACUGCCUCCAAUCCACCCCAAUCAAUGUCAGCCAGCUGCAGCCACUGUGGUUCCUGCUCAGUAGUGACAGGCCUGCUGAGGAGCUCCCUUUUGUAUGGUGUGAGCUGCUGUCGGAGGCUCUGGCUUCCCUGUGGACUUGCAGCAUGACCUCAAACCCAGAACGCUGGCUCAAGUGGGACCCUCUAAGUCCUGAGACCCAAACAGAACCAGAGCUUCACCAAGGAGCAGAUAUCAUGGGUCCAGCUUUGCUAAGUAAAGCAGUAUGGUCCCGUUGCAUGCUGGAACUGCUCAGCAGCAGAGAGACAUGUGGUCGAUGGGAACCUUCAGGAGAAACCUUUCUCUCCCUCUCCCAUGUCAGACUUGGGGAUUGGAAGGGGAGGAUUCAGCAGCUGCAGGAUGUUUCUGCUGUGCUCUGGGAAAACAUGGCAAUCCAUGCACUGGCUGAUUUCAGGGGAACAGACUUAAGGCUCCAAGGUGCAGUUCUGCGUCGGCAGCUUCAAAGCAUGGCUGAUGUGCUGCCUCCCGCCCUGCAGGAGGGCUACAUGGAGAGUUGCGAGAGCCUGGUGGUGGACCCCGACCCUCUCAUUGCUGCCCAGGAGAUCGAGACGGUCUUCAGAGACUUCCUACCUCCUAACCUGCUCCCUGAUGGCCUCGUGGAAGCCUGCCUUACCUGCCUGCAGCAAUACGUCCAAAGCAAAGUCCAAGGCUCCAACCCACUGACUCGCUCCGGAGUAUUCUGGGUCAACAUGGGCUUGCUGCAGAUUAAAGUGUGGACACCACAGACCAUCUUUGACCCAGCUGUAAAGAGGGCCUAUAAACUCAGCUACGCUCAGCAGGAGUUGGCUCUGCUGCAGGAAGAGUGGAAAGGGCGGAGCCUGUGGUCUCAGCUGAUGACUGGAGCAGAACUGGAGGAGAGCAGCACCACUGAUGGCUUCCAGCAUCCUCGAAUCAGGUAUCUGUGGAUCCGCAUCCGGCAGGUGAGGGAGCAGAUAGCUGAGCUCUCCAGGAAGCAGGCCUAUCGUCCUCGUGAGCCCCAGUACAGUCGGCUUUUCCAGGAGCUUCAGCACUACAUCUGCAGCAUUGGCCAGAUGUCAGCUGUGGAGAACCUGCUAGCCCAGCUGCUGAACACCCUGCAAGACUCCCCAUCCUCAAAAUCCAGGUCAGCAGUCCAGGCCCUCCUGAAGGAAGAGGUGGUUUGGCAGAACUCCCAGCAACAUUUCUGCCAGAGGCUGCAGGAGGAGUACCCCCUUUAUCCUGAUGUUAUUGGGCCGGUGAGGACAGGUAUCCUUCAGCUACGGUACGGCAUGAGGCUGGUAGCCUCCCAGGUGGCUGCCUCUCUAACUCCUAUACCCGGGUUGCCAAAGCUGUUGUCCUGCCUACUCGCCUUCCCCUUCCUGUCGCCCAGCCAGCCAUCCUACCUGGUCCGGGCAGACUUUCUGUGUUCCAGGAUUUGUAUGGAGACGCUGCACAGCCUAGAGAAGCUUCUGCCCCAGCAGGACGUUGCACGUGUGAUCCCCCAGUCCUCCACUCUGCUACUCAAUGCUCUGCUCUAUGUCCAGUGCCACAUCCUGUCCACGGGAGAGUUCAGUCACGAGGCACGCAGCAUCUUCAGACACAUCUGUCAGGCUUUGGUGAAUCAGUGGGAUGAGCAAGAGAGACAAAAGAAGGAGCACAAACAAAUGGAGGCCAGUCUGUACCGAAGCUGUAGCCAAUUGCAUGGCUCAGGACGGACUGAGGACGAGCAGGAGGAGCAUGACUUCAGACAGCAGUUUCCUCAGUUCAAGAAGGACUUUGCAGACAUCAUGUCUCAGCCAAGUUUAGACGGACCAGCUAACACACAUCUGGAAGAGGAGGAAGACAAAACCCAGGACGACUCCUUUGAGCUGAGCUCUCUCUCUCCUGCUACCAUGAAUACGGUGGUCCAGGUGCAUCAGUGCUUGUGUCUGGGAUACACCCAAUCACUUUGGUAUAAGAGUAAAGCACCAGCCAUUCACAGUAAAGAACACAUCAAAGCCCUGCUCUCCUCCUAUCAGAUUGCUUCUCCAGUGAUGUCACGCUUCUAUCACCUGAUUGAUUCUGACCUGGACCAGCAGCUGACAGGCAGUGAACUGCUGCUUUCUGCCCUCCUCCAAAACACUGUGCAGGGCUCUGGUGGUGUUGAUGGUUUGAUCAUCACCUCUGAUGGACCGUAUGACUUCUACCAGCAGCCCAACAUGAGUGAGGCUUGCCUUUGUCUCCCAGUGUUAGAACAGCUGAUUGCAGCAGUGAAGCAGAGACUAGAGGACUGGCCUGGGCACCCUGCCCUCAUACAGCUGACUGUGGUGAUGGAAAGAAUCAUGGCUUUCAGUCUGGCCAGCCCAUUGGCCAAGUUCCUGAAUGGUCUGGAGAUCCUGCUCAGCAAAGCACAAGACUGGGAGAAUAAUGCCAGCCGCUCAGUGUCUCUACGAAAGGAACUGGAACCCGUCACACAGCUCAUUAUUCAGUGGCGCAAGCUAGAGCUUAAUUGUUGGUCGAGCAGUCUGGACAACGCAAUGAAGCGGCACACCGAGAAGUCCACCAAGCACUGGUUCUCUGUCUACCAGCUGCUGGAGAGAUAUCUAGAGGAACAAAGGGCGGAGACCUCAGGUGAAGAAGUAGAACUCCUUUCCCUGUCCUCAGUGUCCUCCACCCUUCAGGCCUUUAUGGAGGGCUCCACCCUGGGCGAGUUCCACGCUCGUCUGGACAUGGUGCUCAGUUUCCACUGCCACGUCCUGUUAGUCCCCAGCCAGCCUGGACGAGAGCCUUUGUCCAGUCUUCUAUGGAACCUGUACAAAUACUACAAUCAGUUCUCUGAAUGUGUUCAAACCAAAAUCACUCAACACAGGCAGACGAUUGAGAAGGAGCUCAAGGACUUUGUCGAGAUCUGCAAAUGGAAUGAUGUCAGUUUCUGGUCCAUCAAACAGUCAGUGGAGAAGACACAUCGCACUCUCUUCAAGUUUAUCAAGAAGUUUGAAGAGGCUUUGAACAGUCCAAGUGUUCCUGCUCUGGUGGAGCAGGGAAGCAGUGCAAAUUUGGACAGUGUGGACUCUAACCCAGAGGAAACACCCACCCAUCGAGUUCAUCGGGUGCUGAAGAGCACCCUGCUUGGAAAGGGCAGGGAUCUGCCGACUGAGAGCAAAGAAGGGUUUGAAGCUUCUUCCCUACAAGGACAGCUGCCUGUUCUGUUCAGGAAGAUGAAGAAGAUGUGCAUCCAGCUGCUGAAGAAAAACCCAGCUCCCGAGCUGGCUGAAGACCUGGACUUCUUUACUGGCGAGGUCAUCAGCAACUUGCACGCCCUGCAGAGUCUCACCAUCGACACAUCAGCAGAUAAAGAGAAGCAGAAGGCUGAGGUAAAGCACAUCCUUCAGCAGAAGCAGAGAGCUCUGUCUGACCUGUUCAAGAUGCUCACAGAAAUGGGUCUUUCGUACCGCAAAGGACUGAUGUGGAACAGGACAGCCAACCCAGAGAAGACUCUGUGCAUGCAGCCACUGGAGAUGACCAUCGCUCUCUCUGCUGUCAAGAAUCAGGAGCAGGCAGACAGCAUGUUGUUUGUAGAGUUGUUGACAGCAUGGGAUGGUUGUCAGAAGUACUUUUACCGCUCAUGGGCCAGGAACACGACCAUGCAGGUUGCUCUGCAGCAUGCUGCCAAGGAGCUGGGUCUGGCAAACAUAGAGCGCUGCAGAGGUUUCUCCUCUCACCUCUUCAAGCUGCUCCUCAAACAGAGGCGACGGCUGGCCAAGAUCACUGACCAAUGGAUCUCUCUCAGGAGGCUAAUUGACAGUGUGCAGGAUAUUGAGGCAUACCUCCAAAGCCAGAGUGAGGAGCCAGGCUGCGUCCUCCCACCCCAGGCCUCUCUCCAGGACUGGGUGAGCAGAGGCCAGGCGCUCAUAGCCCAGUGCAACACCCUUUUGCAGCAGCUGGUCUGGUUGCUGCAGUGCUGCCCUGAGAACCUCCAGCAGAAGGACGAGGUGAGCAGCUGCAAGCAACACACCCUGAGGUGUCCGUCCCCACUGGCAGUCCAGCGGCAACCCCCGGGCUGCUUGAUGAGGAGGGGUGACAGUGCAUGGGGCCAGCUACAUCAGCAUGUCACUAAAAUGCUGAAGCAGAUCCAGAGCCUGAAGGUGGAGCUUGACUCUGUAGCACAGCAAACAUCUGACAGAGUUCUUCUCACAUGGAACUACUUUAUUGCAUGCUGUUCAGCCUUUGACCAUCUGGGAGCUGUUGAGGCUCAGAUGCCCAUUGUGGAGCAAGUCUUCACCCCAGAUGUGUGUGUCGGCACUACAGACAGCCAACCAGCUAUGAUCCAGAGCAUGCAAUAUGUCAGAGGACAGGUGGAGGCCAGCGUCAUAGAAUUCACCACAUGGAAGACCCAGAUGCUCUCCCUGGGAUACCAGCACACAGAUCAUCAGCAUACCUUCUGUACUGAGUUCUCUGCUGAGCUGGAGGCAAACAUCAACACAUUGCUGUGUACUGUCCAGACACUCGUGAAGAGAAGGGAGAGGGUGCAACAACGAGAGCAGCAUGGAGACAUGAAGAGUGAGGGUGCCAAAGAGGAAAAGGAGGAACCUGUGGAGGACCUGCUGAAGCCUGGUCACCUGACUCGCCUUUUAGAGGAGGAGCUGGAGGCUGAUGUGGAGGCUCUGCGUGUGGGAGAUGUGAAUGCCGGGCUGGAGAGGCUGCUGUGCCACCUAAAGACAUACAGAGACUCCUGUCAGCCACCACAAUUCCAGGAGGUAAACAGGGCAUGCAGGAUGCUGGUUCGUUUGGAGCCUCUGCUAGGAAUUUACUCUGACCUAGUACGUUACUACCUGGCUGUGUCACUGGGAGCACACAGAAGCACAGGCAAACUUCUGUCUGUACUGGCCAGCAUCUUCACUGAGCUCGCUCAGAAGGGUUUCUGUCUGCCUCAGGAGCUUAUGACUGGAGAUGGAGAAGGAGCGGCAGAGUUUCAUGAUUACGAGGGUGGUGGUAUAGGAGAGGGCAAGGGCAACAAAGAUGUCAGUGACAAGAUUGAAAAUGAAGAUCAGUUGGAGGACACCUUCAAAGACGGUGAGGAAAAGGAGGAACAACAGGACAAAGGGAACAUUAAGUCAGAAAACAACGCUAUUGAGAUGUCAGAGGACUUUGAUGGCCAGAUGUACGAUGGUGAUGAGAAUGAACCAGGUGAAGAUGAGGGGUCAGAUAAAGAGGAUGAGGAAGAGCUGGACAAAAAGAUUGGUGACCUGGGUGAAGGCCAGACAGACACGCUUGAUGAGAAAAUGUGGGGAGAUGAUGAAGAUAGUGAUGAAGACCAAAGUGACAAGGAGGAGGAGUCUGGUCAGGGCAUGGACCAGGGUGAUUCAGAGUUGGUUGCCAAAGAUGACAACUUGGAUGCAGCAGACCCCAAAAAAGAUCACAAGAACCAGGACAAAGACCAACAGAUAGACAAAGAGGAGAAAGAGAAGAUCCAUGAACAAGGAGACGAGAGGGAGUUUGAUGAAAAUGAAGUAGACCCCUUCCACGGUCAGCAGGACAAGAGACCUGAACCCGAGGCCAUGGAUCUGCCUGAGGAUCUCAAUCUAGACCAGGGCGACACGGUUGGAGAUGAUGAAGAGGAUGAGGGUGAAGAGGAAAAUCCAUUUAACAUUGAUGACAGAGGGAUGGAACCGGAUAAGGAGGAGGAUGCAGAGAAAGAUGGAGUGGAAGAUAAGCAAGGAGCAGAGGAGAUGGAGGAAGACCAACCUGGUGAGGAAAAGGACCAAACUGAAGAGGCAGAGGAGAAAGAAGAAGGAGAAGGAGCAGAAAAGGAUAAGUCUGCUGAUGGAGAUGGAGAGGAAGAAGAGGAAAACAAGGAAAAAGGACCGGAGUCGGGAAGAGAUGAGGAUAACAGUGUACCAAACCACAAAGGACAAGAACCAAAGGAGGAGGAAGAGGAGGAAGCUGGUGGGGAGCUACCCGAGUCUGCUGAGAGGAAAGGACACGACACAGAGGGUCAGACAGGAGAGCAUAACAUCCAAAGUGACACAGCUGUGGAGCUGGCAGGAGAAGCGUCAGAGAGAGACGAGGCCAAAGAGGAGCAUGGCAGUGGAGCAGCAGAUGCCAACCAAUCUGAGGGCCAUCAGUCACAGCUGACAGCAAAACUGACUUCACAGAGACAGACUCAGAGCAAGACUCAAAGCUUCAAGAGAAAACCUGGUCAAGCAGACAAUGAGCGCUCUAUAGGUGACUACAACAAGCAAAUCAACAAGCGCCUGCGCACAGUGGAAAGAAGUGAGGAUUUCACUGAGGACGACAGGCAGAGUGGCACCCAGCGGGAGUCAGAUCUGUAUGAGCACAUUAAGCAUGGAGAGACAGCCUACGACACUCAGACAUACGAUGUUGCCAGUGCAGAGCAGCAGAAAGCAGCAGGGCCUCAGGACAAGGAUGAAGAUCACAAAGAUGAGGAUGUAUCCAUGGAAACAGAGGACCAGGAGGAACAUCUCAAAGUGGCUGAGGCCCAGGAGCUGAAGCCUGAACAGCUGGAUGCCUCCAAGGCCUCCCAGAGAGGUGCAGACAUUGGGGAGAUGGAGGUGCAGAGGCAGGGAGUGGAGCAGGAGGAAGAGGGGUGGAAAGAAAAACAACAACCCAAAGAAGAAGAGCGAGCAGCGAGAAGAACGGACUCCACAAUUCACACUGUUCCUGAGCUGCUUCUGGACUCUAUGCAGAAAGCACAGAGAGACCCAGAAGAAAUGAGGAGGGAGAUGGAGCUGCAGCUGGAGACCUGGCACAGACUGGGCCCAGGGACUCAGGAGGAGGAGAAUGCAGCUGCUUCCAGAUGGCAUCAGUACCAAAAUCUGACCUCAGCUCUGUCCCAGCAGCUGUGUGAGCAGCUCCGCCUCAUCCUGGAGCCCACACAGGCCAUCAAACUCAAAGGUGAUUACCGGACAGGGAAGCGUCUGAACAUGAGGAAGGUGAUCCCCUAUAUCGCCAGUCAGUUCCGCAAAGACAAGAUCUGGCUAAGGAGGACCAAACCCAGCAAGAGAGAGUACCAGAUCUGCCUGGCUGUGGAUGACUCAUCCAGCAUGGUGGACAACCAUUCUAAACAGCUGGCAUUUGAAUCCCUGUCAGUGAUUAUCAAUGCCCUCACUCUGCUGGAGGUGGGACAGGUGUCUGUUUGCAGCUUUGGGGAGCAGGUGCAGCUGCUGCAUCCGUUCCAGCAGCAGUUUAAUGAUGAGUCCGGGGCUCGCAUCCUCAGACUCUGUCAGUUCCAGCAGACGAAGACCAGAAUAGCACAGUUUUUGGAGACCACCACUAAAAUGUUUCUGGCAGCACGUCAGCAGAGUCCAGGAUUUACGAACUCAGAGGCAGCCCAACUGCUGGUGAUUGUGUCUGAUGGCCGGGGGCUCUUCCUGGAGGGAAAGGAGCGGGUAAUGGCAGCUGUGCGUGCAGCACGCAGUGCCAAUAUCUUUAUUAUCUUUAUGGUGUUGGACAACCCUAACUCCCGGGAUUCCAUCCUGGACAUCAAGGUGCCCAUCUUUAAAGGGCCAGGAGAGCUGCCAGAGAUCCGCUCCUACAUGGAUGAGUUUCCCUUCCCCUUCUACGUGAUCCUGCGAGACGUUAACGCCUUGCCAGAGACGCUCAGUGAUGCGCUUCGGCAGUGGUUUGAACUUGUCACAGUGGCUGAGCAAUGAGGCUAAUGAGAAGCCAUCUUUCACAGGAGGAGAGAAGUGGGCAGCAGCCACAUGCACAAUGCCACUCUGCUGCUACCCUCUCAGACACAAAAGACUGAGCUGUAUAUGUGCCUUUAUUUUCUUAUUAUUACUGUAGGUUUUAGUCACGUUUGAUAGCAAGUGUUGCUUUUUUGUCUGCAUCAGGAAAAUUUGGUUUCUUUUUAUGAUGUAACAAAGAUUACUUUAACUUGCACGUCUGAAAUGAAAUAACAGGAACAAAAAAUGUGAUUUCCCUGUGUGUGUGAACCAAGUGUCAGUAAUUACCUCUGCAACCACCACCGCCAUGUGAUGGCCCUGUUUUACAUUUGUUUGGAUGUUUCAGUCAGUGCUAUGAAGAUCAGCGACUCAUUCAUUCAAACUGAACACAACAGCAGGACUGAACUUUGUGUAACAAUUAGUCUUUUUAAUGUCUCGACUGAACAGUAGCAUGUUGUAGCUGAUAUUUGAAAGAACUCAAACGUGCCUUGGAGGGAACAGCACUGCGUCUCACUUCACAUCUCAAGCAGCUGUCAUGGUGACAGAUCACAGGUUAGGAUUUUUACUAAUUAAUUUCAGUCAUGUACUGUGAAGCACAGCAACUGCAGAGUUCACGUUUCUAUACGCGCUCCUGGGAGAACCUGUCUUGGUGCUUUAUAAACUCGUCAGCUGUGUUCACCUUCCCUGAUACAGUGUGACACAGCUCACGACUGUGUCUGUUACAACAUGUUUAUAAUAUGCAUUGAAAUGUGUGUUCUGUAAUGUGGACAUACAUGUAGGCAUAUUUAAGAGAUUCACUGCACCUAUUAAAUCAUGACAUGAAU
Molecule: messenger RNA, 17604 nt
Organism: Archocentrus centrarchus (flier cichlid)
Lineage: Eukaryota; Metazoa; Chordata; Actinopteri; Cichliformes; Cichlidae
Gene: mdn1
Product: midasin AAA ATPase 1
Exons: 103
Coding region: 161-16765 (5534 amino acids)
Biological process (GO): ribosomal large subunit assembly; ribosomal large subunit export from nucleus
Cellular component (GO): nucleus; preribosome, large subunit precursor
Molecular function (GO): ATP binding; ATP hydrolysis activity
Source: RefSeq, a predicted model, not a curated record